AUGGACUUGACUCCUGAUACCAAGACUCAUGGUGAAGAAAAGCAAAGUGAACCCACCGAUUGGGAAAUAGAAGAAGGCAUACCCCAAUUCGAAGACCGGUUUAUCCAAAAAUAUUUGCAUGGGAGAAAUGCCUUGAUCCAAGAGGAAAAGAAGCAGAGGCACGGUGAGUCUGAUGCCCCGUUUUUAAAAUGCAUGUCGGCCUCUGCAAAAGAGGCAUGCCGGAUUGUCUCCCACAUUCGGGACAGGGAAUUAAAAUCUGUAUGGAAUAGGGAUGCGGAAGAUCACCUAGCAAAGACAGAGGAUACGGUUCUUUACCCAGGGAUGAUGUUUCGACUAGCUAGAGAUAGGAUGGAAGAGACUGAUCUGUGGAAGAUUGUUAAGAAAAUGCCUAAAGGAGCCUUAUUACAUGGCCAUUUGGAGGCUAUGGUUGACUUGGAUUUGCUAGUUGAUCAAGUAAUAUCCCUACCUGGGAUGCACAUUGCUUCAGGUCGGCCAUUGACAGGAGCAAACCUCCAUUCUGCUCCCCUACAUUUUCAAUAUUUUUCUCAACCACAAAACCUAGGGAAAUGUGAGGGGCUCGGAUCCGGUACUAUGAGCAUCUGGAGCCCGGCAUAUAAAUCACAGUCAUACAUUCCGGUGAAAGAAGCCGCUGCGGAGUUCCCAGACGGCGGUACUACAAAAUUCCGCGACUGGCUUAAGGGAAGGUGCACCAUCGAGAAAGAUGUAUCUCUCAGCCAUCACCAUGGGUGUGCGGCGAUCUGGGAAAUUCUAGAGCAGAAGUUCCAGGUUGUAGAUGCAAUACUCUAUUACGAACCGAUAUUUCGUGCCUGCCUCAAGCGUAUGUUGGCGGAGCUGAAUGAAGAUGGGAUUCGAUAUGUUGAAUUCCGACUGGCCUUUGGAUUUGUAUAUCGCCGUGACAGGCGCGAGGAGCCCGAGCCCAACUUUGAGUCCAUGUUUGAAGCCUUUGGAGAAGAGAUCGAAAGCUUCAAAGCAUCUGAGGCCGGGCAAGGAUUCCAUGGUGCCCGGAUGAUAUGGGCGACCAUGCGAAGCCAUACAAACCGUGACAUAGUGGAGAGCAUGAAGGAGUGUAUAAUCACUAAGCUGCAGUUUCCCGAGCUCAUCUGUGGCUUCGACCUGCUUGGACGUGAAGAUGACGGAAGGCCGCUUGUGGACAUGAUUCCCGUCUUGUUCUGGUUCAAAAAGCAGUGCGCCGUGGAAGGUGUCGAGAUCCCGUUCAUGUUCCACGCCGGAGAGUGUCUAGGGGACGGGGACGAGACCGACUCGAACCUCUACGAUGCUAUUCUCCUAGGCACACGCAGAAUCGGCCACGCCUUCUCUCUCUACAAACACCCCCUCCUGAUAGACCUGGUCAAGGAAAAGAAGAUCAUGAUCGAAUGCUGUCCGAUCUCGAACGAGGUUCUGCGGUUUACGAGCUCUAUCCUGUCUCAUCCGCUUCCGGCCCUCCUGUCCAGAGGUGUCGCGGUGUCCCUCUGCAACGACGACCCGGCGGUGCUAGGCCAUGGCAGAAACGGGCUUACUCACGACUUCUGCCAGGUCUUGAACGCCCUGGAGAAUGUUGGUCUUUCGGGUCUUGCAACCAUGGCCGAGAACUCGCUGCGGUGGAGCUGCUUUGAGGACCAGAACAACGCCGCCUGGCUCACAGGCGUCAAGCAAGGGAUAGCCGGAACCGGACGGAAGACAGAAUACAUUCGCAACUGGCACAUCGAGUUUGAAAAGUUCUGUCAGUGGGUGAUUCUCGAGUUUGGUUCCGAGGCUCCGGAGAGUGACGGCAUUUAG
This is a messenger RNA of Microsporum canis CBS 113480, 1797 nucleotides long. Its product is annotated as adenosine deaminase family protein. The coding region runs from base 1 to 1797 and encodes 598 amino acids. The transcript has 3 exons. The record is from RefSeq and is a predicted model, not a curated record. Gene Ontology annotation, biological process: inosine biosynthetic process; adenosine catabolic process. NCBI's taxonomy places the organism in Eukaryota, Fungi, Ascomycota, Eurotiomycetes, Onygenales, Arthrodermataceae. Gene Ontology annotation, molecular function: adenosine deaminase activity.